Molecule: messenger RNA, 519 nt
Organism: Penicillium angulare
Lineage: Eukaryota; Fungi; Ascomycota; Eurotiomycetes; Eurotiales; Aspergillaceae
Product: LAMTOR1/MEH1 family protein
Exons: 2
Coding region: 1-519 (172 amino acids)
Biological process (GO): cholesterol homeostasis; positive regulation of TOR signaling; regulation of receptor recycling
Cellular component (GO): membrane raft; late endosome membrane; Ragulator complex
Source: RefSeq, a predicted model, not a curated record
AUGUUUAAUGCGCAUUAUCUGGGUCUUAUGCGCGAGACAUGGAACGCGUAUCGCAGGAUAAAGCAUUCUAACGAUUCUUUCUUUAAGCCGGAGUCUUCUCGUUUAUUAGAGGAUGACCCUUAUCAGGCUGGGUAUGGCUAUGGAGCACUCAGCCAUGCUCAGCAGGCUAAUCAGCCGGAUCCGGAGUACGUGAGGCGUGAGAGGGAAGCGUUGGAUGCGAUCUGUCAACGGACUUCUGAUACUGUUAUUGAUAUCUGGUCCUUGCAACCGCAACCCCACCUCCAACCACAGGCAACUCUUCAGACUCCUCGAUCUGAUUCGGCAUCACCUGUUACCAAUGACGAUAAAAGUCAUCUUGCCGUUACAUCUGAUGCAGCAUCGCAUCAUAGUCGCCCUAGCACGGGGGGAACUGUGCCCAAGCAUUGGGGAGAAGUCGUUCUUAAUCCCAGCAAGAAGCGAUCCCGUCAAAACAUGAAGGCUGAUAGUCGUGAUGUCUUUGGGGUCCUCAAAGUAACCUAA